CUUGAAAAGCGAAACUCUGAGUCUAGCUCUCUGUCGAUGUCGUCUUCUCUACCUCAGAUUUUCUACCUAGUAAGAAUUUUGCUCAUGAAUUAAGAUGUCUUCGAAAGUAUCUACCCCUCGUUUGAUCAGCAAAGUUGGAACAAGAAUAUUAACGUGUGAACCUACUGAGCUCUAUAAUAUCCUCCAACAGGCUACUGUCUUUCCUGCGCUAAGUGAUCCAAACUACCUUUUACUAUUAGAUGCCAGACAGACAAAUGAAUAUAAUGAAAGUCACAUCUUAACAUCCAAAAGAGCACCAAGGACUGCAGAAGACAAAUUUCUGGUUCCGUAUGGUGCAGAAAUUGAAUGCAAAAUGCAUGUGAUCGUCCUUGAUAAUAAUACUACAAGUCUUUCAAAAAGAGAAAGUCCAGCCUUUAAGUGUGCCAAGGUGAUGGCAGAGGCAGGAAGUAGAAACCCAGUUCGGAUUCUAAGAGGAGGUUAUGAGGAAUUCUCUGCACUCUAUCCCUUCCUCAGAACACAGAAGAUAUUAUACAUGCCACAAGAGAUGGAUGAACUUCGACCUUACCCUGUUGAAGUACUUCCAGGUCAUCUGUACCUUGGUAAUUAUCAGCAAGCAUGCAGUCCUGGGGUGAAGAAAGAUCUGAAGAUCAAAGGAGUGUUGCACAUCUCACAGGAUGCUGAGGAGUUGCAAGAGGGGCUUGUUGGAGUUGAACUAAUGCACUGUCCUCUGCCAGAUGGAAAUGAAGCAGACAUGUUAUCACAGUUAUCACAAGCUUGUCAGUUCAUAGGAAAGCAUGUAACAGAGAAAAAUGCAAUUCUUGUAAGUAGUGAGCAUGGGAUAAGUCGGAGUGCCGCAGCGAUCCUAGCCUACCUUAUGUAUCAUUACAAGUGGACUUUACAGAAAGCAUACAAGCAUCUGCAGACCUGCAAGAGCAACAUCAGACCGCAUCGAGAUUUCAUUUCCCAGCUCUCAAAAUGGGAGGAACAGAUAUUUGAAGAAGGCGUACAGACAGAUAUAUCAGACCCAUACUACUGAAAGCAACGACAAUACUUUGUUAUAGUUCUCAGGCAGCCAAUUCAAAACAAUUUUUUUUUGAACUAUGCAAUAUAUUAAGAAUAAAGAUCAAAGCAUGAGCUUGUGUUUUUUCAUGAAGUCUUUGUGCUUGUUUAUAAAGUAUAAAGGUGUGUGAGAAAUUAUCAUUACAUCAGUACUGCCGUAUCUCUAUGCAACCUUUACUGGUAAUUUAUGUUAGAAUGAUGAUUGAUUUAGAGCAAUCUGAACUUGGGAAUGACUUUGAUCGUAAUCAAAGUCUUGUGAUAAAAUCUGAAGUUGUGAUUGAUUCUAAUCCGUUAUAACUCUUUAUGACAUGGCCUAAAAGCAUUUCAUCAAUGUAGUGCUGGAAUUGGAAAUUAAUUCCUUAUUUUUAACAAAAGAUCUGGGGGGUGUUUCACAUAGAUUUAAGUAUGACUUGGAGUUGUACUUAAAUACAGAAUUGUGCGAGGUAUGAAAAGCUUGACCACAAUGGUCAGAUCAUGUCAUGAGGACGUGCACUACUGCGUAUCUAUCAAUAAGAUUGUGCGUUGCAUUUUAAGUACACGUCUGCAUUUAAGUGCGACUAAAGUCAUUCUUAAGUCUUUGUGAAACACCCCCUGGAACAUUUUCUACAUACAAAAUCUGCUGUACCGUUUGUGCCAAUUUUGUCUAUUGUAAUAUACUUCUCUGCUUUGAAAUUAUAUGUGAUCAAAAAGAUUGUCCACCUGGGCAUUGUUACAAAUUCAUUGGUUGUAUCUUUACAAAAUGCAAAACCAUUGUGCUCUAAUACAUUGGUCCACCGAAUAAUUGCUGGAGGUAUUAUUGACUUUACAGCUUAUUUUGAAAGAAUGAUAAAAAAUAUGCAAACUAUUGCCUUGUUCAUUUUUGUGUGAUUUAAGAUGUUUCUAUCUUAUAUCAUCAUCUACAUGUACUUUCUUUGAUUAUGCAAGAAUUCAAUGAAGGUAUUAAGCGAAAUGAAGAUCAAGGAAUGCUAAUCAUUCAUAUUGAACAUUACACAGCUUUCAACAAAGGAUUUCAUGAUCAUUGUACUUAUGCAUUACGAACAAAUCAACUUUGUUAUGAAAUGUUCAAAGAACUAUUUUCUCCACUUUGCAAUAUUUUAAUAUUUUUACAUCCCUGCAAUGAAUAUUUAUUUGUAUUCUAAAUAAAUGAUUUGUCAGUUCCAGGUGCUCAUGUAAUAAAUAUAUUUUCCCCCACUGUAUUUUCCAGGGGAAAAUUUGGAGCUCAAUGAUGUAUUGAGCAUGAGCAUGCUUUUCUCCCCCAGCAAAAAUAUUGAAAACUAUAUGGAGCCACUGCUGAAUCCCGGGCAUGGUGAACAGCUGGUUGUAUCUAUUAGGAAACCCUUUCAGAAUGGGGGGUACAGACUACAGACAACUAGAACAAGAUCAAAAGCUCAAAAUUUACCAUUCAAAAAUAUUCAGUUUAACUUGCCUAUAUGUAAUAUAACUUUGUACAAAUGCACCACAUUAAGAUAAGAUAAUCUAAUCGACUUGUUCUUUAAAAUGAGCAGUUUAAUGAUAAUAAUAAACAAUAAUGCUCAAUUCUUGUAUAGCGCAUCACACAUAGCAUGUCCCUAUGCCCUUCGCAUGUCCUUUUUCUCUAUUAUUCACAUCACUUCUAGCAGUUCUGCACUAAAUAGCUAAUGUACAUUUUUAAAACAAUGGUUUAACUUGCCUCUAUUUUUUGUGUUUUUGACUUUUUUCAUGUAAUUUCUUAAUAACAUACUGGUAUUUCUUAUAGAAAAAUAUUUUACUCCUAGAUACUAGAGAUAUUGACUAUUGUAGAUCUAAAAAGGAGUACAAUAUGCAUAACCUGAGAUACUAUUGACAUUAUGAGCAUACCAGUAGUCAUUUAUAAGCAACAGUCUGUAUCAUUCUGGGGAGCUGCAAAACGAAUGUAUGAACAUUCCAAUGUUUACAAUGUGUGAGCAUUACAUGAUCAUGUAGAAUCAAAUUAGAAUAUUAUUUGAAAUAAAACCCAAAAGCAGAGCUGCCAAGUAUUACGGAUUUUCAGCAUUUAGUACUGAAAAAUGAGAAUACUACUGAUGGUUUCAGGCAAAGCACUGAUUUCUUAAGUUUCAGUUUUUACCGGUAUGUAUUUGUCCUAUGGUAUUUCUUUAAAAAUACUGAUUUCCUCAGCAAAAUACUGAUUUUCAGCUUUUUUUGUAAUACUGCAAUGUUCUUGUUCAGGCUGGCAGCUCUGCAAAUAUGUAUUUAUGAAAAUUUAGUGGAGUCAGAAUUGUGACCUGAAUGCCUUGAUUUCUCUAUUAAGACCAAGGGUAAGGAUGUAGAAGGGAUUUUAAAUAAAUGAGGAUAAGGAUUUUCAUAAGGGUUUGGUUAGAGGAAAGUUGCAUUUCACUUGAUACAGGAAUAUUGUACAUACAGUCCCAACACUCAAAGAAGGCUUACUUGCUGACAAUAUUGUGAUGGUCUAUUUUGAAUAUUUUCUGCACAAUAACAAAGGUUGUCUAUCCUUACAAUUAUUCAUGUACAAUCAAGUUAUCUUCAAAUCUUCUACAUGAAAAAUCAACCAACGAUUUUAUCAUUGAUGUGAUUGACGAUUGAUGUGAACAAAUAACAAUAUGCAAUAUACUUCCAUUUCUGUAUUCUUCUCUAUUUAUUAAUAAGCAUUGAUGAAUAAAUUUCACUUAUUUUGUA
Messenger RNA from Lytechinus variegatus (green sea urchin), 3711 nucleotides. Its product is annotated as serine/threonine/tyrosine-interacting-like protein 1. The record is from RefSeq and is a predicted model, not a curated record. Gene Ontology annotation, biological process: protein dephosphorylation; negative regulation of cytoplasmic stress granule assembly; positive regulation of intrinsic apoptotic signaling pathway. Lineage: Eukaryota; Metazoa; Echinodermata; Echinoidea; Temnopleuroida; Toxopneustidae. Gene Ontology annotation, molecular function: protein tyrosine/serine/threonine phosphatase activity; protein phosphatase inhibitor activity; pseudophosphatase activity. The transcript has 9 exons. Gene Ontology annotation, cellular component: mitochondrion. Bases 95 to 1036 code for a protein of 313 amino acids.